Messenger RNA from Callorhinchus milii (elephant shark), 516 nucleotides. It is a transcript of the gene msgn1, whose product is annotated as mesogenin 1. The transcript has a single exon. The record is from RefSeq and is a predicted model, not a curated record. Gene Ontology annotation, biological process: regulation of transcription by RNA polymerase II; mesoderm formation. NCBI's taxonomy places the organism in Eukaryota, Metazoa, Chordata, Chondrichthyes, Chimaeriformes, Callorhinchidae. Gene Ontology annotation, cellular component: nucleus. The coding region runs from base 1 to 516 and encodes 171 amino acids. Gene Ontology annotation, molecular function: RNA polymerase II cis-regulatory region sequence-specific DNA binding; protein dimerization activity; DNA-binding transcription factor activity, RNA polymerase II-specific.
AUGGACAACCUUUUGCAAACUCUGAUGAGCCUGGAGGAUGGUUUGGAAUGGAACAAUCUUGAAAUGCUUACAGCCGCCAGCUGGAAAAGUGAAGAAGACAAAUUUGAGCCAUGCCAGGUUCCAUCCUCCCAAAGUCCCUCAUCUUCCGAAUCCUUCUAUCCUUCUCCUCCUCAUCUCCUAGAGACACCAGCGACCAGUCUGACAGGAUACACAUGCACUAAUUUCUCAGAAUCUUCGCUCCAAACCUGGGACACUGAUGAGAGUAGCUCAGCAUCUCCGAAGACCCAGAAACUGACAAAGGGAAAGAUGUCACACAAGCGCAGGAUGAAAGCGAGCGAGAGGGAAAAGCUGAGAAUGAGGAGGCUUGCUAAUGCCCUGCACAUGCUCAGGAGCUUUCUACCGCCUGUCUACAGCCAACGAGGUCAGCCUCUUACCAAAAUCCAGACUCUGCACUGUGCCAUCCGUUACAUUUCUGAACUUUCCGGCUUAUUGGCGCAAGGAACACAAAGUGAUUAA